Messenger RNA from Schistosoma mattheei, 3116 nucleotides. Lineage: Eukaryota; Metazoa; Platyhelminthes; Trematoda; Strigeidida; Schistosomatidae. The record is from the annotation of a GenBank genome assembly.
GCGGGUUCUUGAUUUGGCUCCAACGUGUACUUUAAUUUAAGGAUUAUUUCCGAUAUUGAAGAAUGCCAAUGAAGCUUGAUAUUAAAAGAAAGCUUCUAUCAAGAUCUGAUCGAGUUAAAUCCGUGGAUUUACAUUCAACAGAACCAUGGAUUUGUGCUGCACUGUAUAAUGGAAAUGUGCAUAUAUGGAAUAUCGAGGCUCAGCAGUUGAUAAAAACUAUCGAAGUUUGUACAAACCCUGUUCGCGCUGCGAAAUUUGUUGCUCGCAAAAAUUGGAUAGUUACAGGCUCCGAUGACAUGCAGUUGCGAGUUUUCAAUUACAAUACUCUUGAAAGAAUUCAACAAAUAGAAGCACAUUCUGAUUAUAUACGAUCCAUUGCUGUGCAUCCUACUCAACCAUUUAUCCUUACAUGUUCAGAUGAUAUGCUUAUACGUUUAUGGGACUGGGAAAAUAACUGGACAUGCGCUCAGGUGUUUGAGGGUCACAAUCAUUAUGUUAUGCAUAUAGCAUUCAAUCCAAAGGAUAAUAACACGUUUGCUAGUGCUUCUUUGGACCAUACAGUCAAAGUGUGGAGCCUGGGCUCAGGUACUCCAAACUUCACUUUAGAAGGUCAUGAGAGAGGAGUCAAUUGUGUAGAUUAUUCCACAUCCGGUGAUAAACCUUAUUUGGCUAGUGGAUCAGAUGAUAGAACUGUGAAAAUAUGGGAUUAUCAAACGAAAGCAUGUGUUCAAACUCUCGAAGGUCAUGCUCAAAAUAUCAGCUCUGUUUUAUUCCAUCCUGAAUUGCCGAUAAUUCUUACCGGAUCUGAAGAUGGCACUGUACGAUUUUGGCACGCUAACACUUAUCGUUUAGAGUCAACAUUAAAUUAUGGCUUAGAACGUGUCUGGACUAUGACGUGUCAGCGUGGUAAACAAAUAGUUGGUAUUGGUUAUGAUGAAGGUACUGUUGCUAUAUCUUUGGGUCGAGAUGAACCUGCCAUGUCUAUGGAUGCAUCUGGGAAAUUGGUUUGUGCUAAACAUUCAGAGCUAGUUCAAGCUAAUUUACGAUCAUUGAACUUCAGUGGGGAUGGAAGUGAAAUGAUUCAGGAUGGUGAACGUCUUCCAGUUACUUUCAAAGAUAUGGGUACAUGUGAAAUAUAUCCACAAAUUAUUGAACAUAACGCUAACGGACGUUAUGUGGUUGUUUACGGUGAUGGCGAGUACAUAGUUUACACUGCUAUGGCAUUAAGAAAUAAAACAUUUGGUCAAGGAUUAGAAUUUGUAUGGUGUCAAUCCGAUGCUGGAGUUUAUGCUGUUCGUGAGAGUAAUGCUGUUGUUAAGGUUUACAAACAAAUGAAAGAGGUUCGUACAUUUAAAUUAGAUUAUGGUGCUGAACAAAUAUUUGGUGGACAUUUAUUAGGUGUACGUUCAUUAACUGGUUUAACAUUUUAUGAUUGGUUAACUGGUCGAAUUAUUCGACGUAUUGAUAAUAAUCCAAAAGGUGUUUAUUGGAAUGAAUCUGGUCAAUUAGUAGCAUUAUGUACAAAUGAUACAUUUUACAUAUUACGUUAUUCAGCUGAUGCUGUACCAGAUUCUAAUUUGCCAACAAUCAAUAAUAAUAACCAUGAAGAUAUAGAUGGAUAUGAAAAAGCCUUUCAACUUGUACCGAAUGGUGAAGUCAAUAGUCAAGUACUUAAUGGUCGUUGGUUUGGUGAUGCAUUUAUAUUUACAACACAAGGGAAUCGUUUAUGUUAUUUUGUUGGUGGUGAAGUAUUCACAUUAGCUUUAUUAGAUCGUCCAAUGUAUUUAUUAGGUUAUUUAGCAAAAGAAAAUCGUUUAAUUCUAGGUGAUAGAGAUUUACAGAUUGUUAGUUAUACUCUAUUACUCAGUGUAUUAGAAUAUGAAACAGCGGUAUUACGUGGAGAUUUUACAACUGCUGAUGCUAUUCUACCAAAUAUAUCAAAAGAUCAAUAUACAAAAAUUGCUCAAUUCUUAGAGAAACAAGGUUAUCGAAAACAAGCUAUGCGUGUCACUACAGAUAUGGAUCAUAAAUUUGAAUUAGCCUUACAAUUAGGAGAUUUUGAAUUAUGCCAACAAAUUGCCAUGGAUGGUGAUGCUAAAACAAAUGAAGCUAAAUGGAAACAAUUAGCUGAAGCCGCUUGUAAGGCUUGUAAAUUUAAAUAUGCUGAAGAAUAUUUAUCACGUACAGACGAUUAUGCUAGUCUAAUGUUAUUGGCGACAAGUUCAGGAAAUCGUAAACUACUUGAAUGGAUUGGCAAAGAAGCAGCUACGAAAGGAAAUGAUAAUAUUGCUUUUCUAGCACGUUUUCUUGUCACUGAUUUGGAAGGUUGUCUUGAAUUGUUAACAAAUGCUAAACGAUUCCCUGAAGCUGCAUUUUUUUCUCGUACAUAUUUACCAAGUUAUAUGCCUGAAAUAGUUGAACAAUGGCGUAAUUGGUUAGAUAAAUCAAAUAAAGCCAGUGCAAAAAUUGCUAAUUCUUUAGCUAAUCCAAAAGAUUAUCCAAAUUUAUUUCCAGAUCUCGAGGAGGCUUUAUCCACAGAAAAAUGGUUAAAAGCUGAUAGAAAAGCACGUUUAAAUUUACCCGCUUCAUCUUAUCCAACUCAACAGUUACCAGGUGAUCGUGAUCUUCACGCUGAAAUGCAAAAUAAACCUGUCCCCAUGGAACCAUCAUCAUUUGAUGAUAAAUUACCGUUUAAUGCUAAUUUAAUUUCAACAACUACCAUAAAUAAUAACAAUUAUAUACCGACUAUUGAAGAAGAACAACAACAGGAAACUAUUUCACCGUCUGUUGUUAUCGCUCCAACAACACUACGAUCGAAUAGUAACAAUCGAAAUGAUUCUGGAGAUAGUGAAUUAGACUCAGUCAAGUUGAUCGGAGAUGAGGAAGAAGACGAAGAAGAGGAAGCAGAUGAAGAAGAGUUGGACGAUGACAACGACAACGAGGAGGAGGAGGAGGAGGAAGAGAAUAACAAUAAUGAUCAAGUGGAUGUUGAAAAAGAACAUACUGAAUCAUGGUACGAUGAUGAUGAUGAUAGUGAUGAUAAUAUCGUCGACGAGAAACCUAGUAGUGGUUUAAGUAGUGAAAUGAAAACCACAUUGUCUGGAAUAGGGAAAUAG